Moneuplotes crassus is the source of this 2078-nucleotide messenger RNA. The record is from the annotation of a GenBank genome assembly. Lineage: Eukaryota; Ciliophora; Spirotrichea; Euplotida; Euplotidae.
GGAAAAAGCAAUCCUAAAAAUGAAACGAAAGAGGCUUAAAAAUAGAAAGAACAACUCAGAACUCCCAAGCAUAAAAAGGCCUACGACAAGUUUCAACGCUUUCAUGAGCAACAGUAUUGAUCGAAAACGAUCUACCGAAACCACGAUUGAGAGCAACAACAGAACUUCAACAAAGCUAGCAAAGAAGAAUUCUAAAUUAACAGCUGGCUCAAGGAAAAUCAGCAGUAAUUCAGAGAUCCUAGUACAGCCAAAUUCAAAGCAUAAGCGAGCUAUAAGCCAAAUACCCCAAUCCCAGACAAAUCUGGAUUCUUCCAAAGGGACUAAAUUCAUAAGGAAGACCUCUAGCAAACCAGUGUUUGAUCAUGAACAACAAAAGAAGCAGGAUGUUACCAAAUAAAGGCCUUAGUUUCAUGAAGAUUGUAUCCAAACUCAAGGGCAAACAAUUAGCCAAGAAUGGCAGCAAGUCCCCAGCUGGACAGCCUGCAGACUCUGACAAUAAAAACCAAAUACAAAGAGUAAAGUUCAAAGAAAUAUUUGCCAAAGUUGACAAAUAAGAAAAUACUUGGAGAGUGAAGUUACUGCUUUAGAAAGAAAUGUUUCAGGCUAGUCAAUUCUUGCAAGCAUGCUAGCUGAUAUACAUGAAGCCAAUUUCUGCUAGAUUUCAACAAGUACACAGGAUAUAAUGAAAUGAGGUGAUUUUAUUGUCCAGAAAGUACUAUAAAUGAGGAAAUGACUGAAAGCCGCAAAGUUACACUAGAGUAUCUUCAUUACUGUUUUGACAAUCACGGUCCUGACUAUACAGCAGAAGCGCCAGCCACUCAGAAUAAACUAGAAGAAGAGAAAGAUGUCAAUUACAAUGUAAUUAACCCAGAAGCUGAAUAUUGUGAUCAUCACUUGGACAAGAAGAAUCACUAUUGUGUUGAUUGAAACAAGCAUCUCUGCUACAAAUGCUUGAAAUCCAAAUAACCCUCAUCUUGAUCACAAAGUCUAUUAUAUUGACGAUCUUAACAUCAGGGCUGAGCAUUGAAAUUUCAAGUCUAUCUACGACCCUCAAAUGGAUGAUGUAGCUGUUAAAUUAAAAGAAACCGUAACUUCAUUGAAGCACCAAAAAGAUUUGUACUUGAAAUAAAAUCGAAACUGAUUUUCAACUCCUUCAGAAGAUCAUUGAAAUCAAGCGAGAUAAAAUAAACCUUGAAGUUUCAAGGUGCUACGACCUCUCUAUCGAACAAGCCUAUGGGAGGGCUGAGGCUCUUAAACUUCUCAAACAGAGGUCAAAAUUAAUGCAGGAAUUGUCUCAACAAGCUAAGGAGGAACUGGCUAUUAUUAAACGAUACAAGACGAAUAAUCUGUUCCAAGUAAUGAGAAAUGUUGUGAAGAAAGCAGAUAUCAUAAAUAUCGAUCAAAUUGAUAUAACUGAAAGUUUAAUUUUACUCGACCAGAAUGUGUUAAGUGAAGUGCAUCGUAUUGUUGAGGACAUAAAGUUUGCUCCAAUCUCUCAAUCCUAUCUUGACAAGGUUAGAGAUCUGUUCAGGAAGUCAACUAUCCUAAAACCAAACUUAAUCACUCCAGAAUUCGUUUCAAUGUUUGAAAAAUUGCGAUCAACAGAACGAUUAUUCCAGCUAACCAGGGAUGGUCAGAGCCCAUUUGAGUUUCAUGAAAAAUGUGAUAAUAAAGGCCAGACAAUAAUGAUAAUCAAGACCCUCAACGGGCACAUCUUUGGUGGUUAUAACCCAACCAGCUGGAUCAGCGAGUAUGUGUACUCCCAAUGCGAAGACGCCUUCUUAUUCUCUCUGACGGAUGGAAAGGGCCGAAAAUGAAUCAAAUGACCUAUAGAACGUCAUAAAGCUGAUAAAGCUAUUAAACAGAAUCAAAACAAAUACAGCCCAGGCUUUGGAGAAGCUAAUAAUAGCGAUCUAUUCAUUGCCUUCAGAAAGCUAGAUAAUAGCUAUAGCAGGCUAGGCAAUGUCUACAGGUGUCCUAAUCAAUACGAUCCCUCGACUUUCCUCGCAGGAAGUGAAACUGGCUGGGACAUUGAAGAAAUCGAGGUGUGGAGUAUUGCUUAAUCAGCCUCAAUAAUA